This is a messenger RNA of Phascolarctos cinereus (koala), 1185 nucleotides long. RefSeq names its product transmembrane protein 74B (gene TMEM74B). Lineage: Eukaryota; Metazoa; Chordata; Mammalia; Diprotodontia; Phascolarctidae. The record is from RefSeq and is a predicted model, not a curated record.
AAGUCCUCUCAGACCUGCCCUGGGGACCCUGGAGGAGGAGAAAGGUGGUGGUGGUGCUAUUAAACUAGGCUCACUGGGGUUCGAUAAGUGCAGUGGCUGGUGCAAUAGACCCCCUGGGACCCUCCAGGAGAGCAAGACACCCCGCCCCGACAAUAUCUAUUCUCCACCCCCCGGCCCCAGUCUCCCGGGGCCCAGCGGUCCACCAAUAGCCUGAGGAGGUGAGGACCCACUAUCCGGCUCGCUGACUCCGCUACUCCGUAAUUUCCAGCUCCCCUCCCUUCUCCCCUCCCGCCGCCACGGUCAGCCACACACUGGGCGCCCAGCUUGCCCCGGUCCCCUCGCAGCCGCUGAGGGGUUAAGAGGGAUGAACUGGAUAACUACUUUCCAAUGGCCUCCUCUUCCUCCCUGGAACUAAGGACCCUUGGCAAUGGGCCCAGGGCCCCCAAACAAACACUCUCACAAUGGACAUCUGCACCAGAAAAGAGGCCCAGCCCCUCAGCCCUGCAGAAAGAGGGAAUUGAGAAUACUUGCUUUUCCGAGGAGGAGGAACAAGAGACCUGUUUCAAGAAUCCACAGGAGGCUGUGCCCGGCAGUUCAUCCUGUCCAUAUGUGGAUGGCCUCUCACACCCCCAUUCCCGGAGGGACGACCUUUCUCCAAGGUCAGAAGAAGGCUUGGGGGCCGAGACUGCAGGCCACUCAGUGGACUAUGGCUUCAUCUUUGCCUUGGUCUUCUUGGUGAGUGGAAUCCUGUUGGUGGUGGUAGCCUAUGCUAUUCCCCGGGAAGCAAGAGUGAACCCAGACACAGUGUCAGCCCGGGAGAUGGAAAGAUUGGAGAUGUAUUAUGCCCGCCUGGGCUCCCAUUUGGAUAAGUGUAUCAUUGCUGGCUUGGGCCUCCUCACCCUGGGAGGCAUGCUGCUCUCCAUCCUACUGAUGGUGUCCCUUGUCAAAGGGGAACUCUACCGGAGGAGAAACUUAGCUGUACCCAGAGGCCCUCGGAAAACCUAUGGCUCUAUAAACUUGAGAAUGAGGCAGCUUAAUGGGGAUGGGGCCCAGGCCCUGGUGGAUAAUGAAGUUGUCCAGUUGACAGAGACUCACCCAAUCCAGCCAGACACCUUCACUUCUCUCUCUCCUCCCUCAAGCAUGUGUGAUGAUGGCACAGCCUGUGGGUAGUACAGUUGCUACAGG